Homalodisca vitripennis (glassy-winged sharpshooter) is the source of this 1454-nucleotide messenger RNA. RefSeq lists its product as uncharacterized. Gene Ontology annotation, molecular function: cysteine-type peptidase activity. Gene Ontology annotation, cellular component: lysosome. Lineage: Eukaryota; Metazoa; Arthropoda; Insecta; Hemiptera; Cicadellidae. The record is from RefSeq and is a predicted model, not a curated record. Gene Ontology annotation, biological process: proteolysis.
CCGAGACAAUGUGCGCGCGCGCCUCUGGUACGACUUGCGCAGUGAACGGCCAGGUAUGAUCUCCCAACCUCUGGACCAAGGGUGGUGUGCUGCGGAUUGGGUUAUGAGCACAGUUCAGGUGGCUACAGAUCGUCUCAUGAUGGUGUCCAAUGGCGAGGACCGAACUGUCCUGUCACCCCAACACCUCCUCAGCUGUAACGAGAAGAACCAGAGAGGAUGCGAUGGUGGACACAUCUCCAGAGCAUGGAGUUUCAUUCAGAAGUUUGGUUUGGUUCCCGACGAGUGUUACCCCUGGGUCGGCCAAAGGACCUCCUGCACCGUAUCCAAGAAAGCGGACAAGAAGCGCACCAUGGCGCGGUGUGCCUCGGGCAAUACCAUGAGACCUCUGCACCGAACAGGACCUGCCUACAGGAUCUCGACAGAACCAGAGUCCAUCAUGCAUGAGAUCCUCACUUCUGGACCUGUCCAAGCCAUAAUGCGAGUCUCCCAGGAUUUCUUCAGCUACCGAAGUGGUGUGUACAGAUGUGGCCCACUCUCUCGCAACGCAAACCCCAGUGCCAAUAACUUCCACUCUGUGAGGAUCGUGGGCUGGGGAGAAGAGUCCCAACAGGGCAGGCUUGUCAAGUACUGGAUCGUCUCCAACUCAUGGGGUACAUGGUGGGGCGAGAACGGCUACUUCCGCAUCGUCAGGGGAGUGAAUGAAUGCGAGAUAGAGAGCUUGGUGAUGGCAUCCUGGAUCAACCCAAUUGUUCCGAAGAAGGAUCCUUCCAUGCCGAAGAUGGACAGCACCAACAUGAUCCUCAACAGUUUGUCGUAGACUGUCACCAAGAGAACAAGAUCGCUUUGAGAAUCUCAACUACUGAGACGCGGGCGUAUUUGCAUUGGGUUUCCGAUUAAAAUCUGGCCGUAUAGAUUUUCUAUUUGUUUUUACACUUUAAACUCUAGUUCAGGUAAUUUUAAGUUGUCUGUGUCAGCAUUAUUUUGUUUUAGUUGAACUGUUCGUAUUUUUUAUUUCCUCCAUGUUUUAAAAUAAACUGCCCAAUGUAUCUGAAAGAAAUGGCACUUAAGUACAAUGUUGGCAAUAUCAAAGCCGAAAUGUUACUGUAUAUAUUUAUAUAUAUAUAAAACAAUUAUGUUACGAUGUGUUUUUAGUUGUGUAAGAGUAAUUAUUGUGUUCAAUUAAUUUAUAGCCUACUAGACCAAAAAGUAGCCUAUACUCUUUUUCCUUCAGAAUAUAUUUCCUUUAUGUAAUUAAUUGUAUAUUGCUUAGUUUCGUGUUCUUAGUCUUAUGUACAGUGUAUGUUGUAGUUCUUUCCCUCUAUUUUUAGCAAUUUUUAAACUUUAUCUGUUCAAUAAUGGCUGUGUUAAUUGAGGUAUCUUUAUAACAUAAUGUUGUUCACUGCCUUGUCGUUAUAACAGAUUACAGCAGCUACAAUAAAUUAUGUUCAUGUUUC